UCAGACUGUAAAACUCAAAGACAGUUUAGAAAAGCCCUCAGUGUGUCAUUCAUAAAGCCAGAGGAAGUCUGGACCUGAAGAAAAAGAAGUUGUCAAGUCUCACUGGAGUUUAAAUAAACAGCGUCAAUGAUGAGGCCGCAGUCACUCUUGAUCCCCGCCGUGGUUUUGACGCUGCUGCUGCUGCUGCUGAAAAGAGCGCACGCUGCGACCUUCCAAAGCGCGUUGCCACAUCCGAACAAAUAUAACCCGAACGACUCGGAGCGAUGUCUGCAGCCUCCCAUCACCGGACUCAUCUCCCGCGGGCCCGGGCCCGGACCCGUUUCCUCCACGGACGAGGUGCUGGAGUCCAGUCAGGAGGCGCUGCACGUCACGGAGCGCCGCUACCUGCGCCUGGACUGGUGCAAGACGCAGCCGCUGAAGCAGACUAUCCGCGAGGACGGCUGCCUGAGCCGCACCAUCAUCAACCGCUUCUGCUACGGACAGUGCAACUCCUUCUACAUCCCGAGGCACGUGUACCAGGACGGGAACGCAUUCGAGUCGUGCUCCGCGUGCAAACCCAAGAGCUUCAGCACCGUCACGUACACGCUCUUCUGCCCGGGACAGAUCCCGAGCACCAGGAGGAAACGGGUGCAGCGCGUAAAGCAGUGCCGCUGCACAACGAUAGACACGGAUUAGACUUUUUCUUUUUUUUGUCCUUCCACAACGAGAGUAAAGUAACGAGGAACUGACUUGAACCUUCGUUCAAUUGGGGAGAGGAUAAUUCACCACAUAUACCACUGAUUAUUAUUUACACAAGUGGUUCAUUCGGGUGUCUGUGCUGACACUUUGACCUGCAAUUGUUAAUUUAUCACAUUUAACAGGGUACUUUGUCACUUAUCAGUCAGUUUGUGUGUGUGUGUGUAAAAAGAUGUAUGUCUCACUGACAGUUGACCCUGAGUGCCAAAGAGUUUAAGUUUAAGGUGCAUUCAUAAUAUGUUUCGAGUGUUGGACAUGAAAGAGGACACAAAUUCAAAAAAAGGGACUUGGAUGGUUUGAUUGUUUCCACUGUGUGGGAUGUAAAGUCAAAGGCUUUCAUGAUAUACUGUACAUACAUGUGUAUAUAUGUAUAUGUAUAUAUACAUAUACAUAUAUGUAUACAUAUAUACAUAUAUAUUACAACUUGCACUGCUAAAUGCCACUUCUUUUAAGAGCUGUGUAUAAUGUGUGUCCUUUAUUAUAAUGUUGCUUGUAAAU
Molecule: messenger RNA, 1233 nt
Organism: Solea solea (common sole)
Lineage: Eukaryota; Metazoa; Chordata; Actinopteri; Pleuronectiformes; Soleidae
Gene: grem1a
Product: gremlin 1a, DAN family BMP antagonist
Exons: 2
Coding region: 127-675 (182 amino acids)
Biological process (GO): animal organ morphogenesis
Molecular function (GO): BMP binding; receptor ligand activity
Source: RefSeq, a predicted model, not a curated record